UAUGACGACACAACGAAAGAUGGCGCUCCCCGUGCGGACUAACUUGAGACAUGUCUUCAGGUUCAUUGAGAAAUUUAAUUCGCCUAAAAGGUUCCUCUGCCUUGGAGCCUGUCCGGAAAACAAGGAGCAUGCAGGAGGACGGCGCAUAUUUUCUGGGAUCCAGCCAACUGGGGUUCCCCACCUGGGCAACUACCUGGGUGCCCUGGAGAACUGGGUGGCCCUGCAAAACCAGUAUCCAUCAGUGCUCUACAGCAUUGUGGACCUGCACUCCAUCACCCAGCCUCAGGACCCGACCCAGCUCAGGAGCAACAUACUGGACAUGGCAGCCAGCCUGCUGGCCUGCGGCAUCGACCCAGAGAGGGCAAUACUCUUCCAGCAGUCUAAGGUGUCUGAGCACGCUGAGCUCUCCUGGAUCCUCGGCUGUCUGACCAGCAUGCCCCGCCUCCGACACCUGCCACAGUGGAAGAUGAAGAGCAAACAAAAGAAUGAAGGCAGUGUUGGUCUCUACACGUAUCCUGUCCUCCAGGCUGCCGAUAUUCUUCUUUACAAGUCCACUCACGUCCCCGUCGGAGAGGAUCAGGUCCAGCAUUUGGAGCUGGCUCAGGAUCUCGCUCGCAUCUUCAACCACCACUAUGGAGACCUGUUCCCUGGACCCUGCGCCCUGCUGAGCUCAACACGGAAGGUCAAAUCCCUCCGUGACCCCUCCGCUAAAAUGUCCAAGUCCGACCCCCAAACCAUGGCGACGAUUACCAUCACAGACUCUCCUGAUGACAUCGCCCUCAAGGUCCGCCGUGCUGUCACCGACUUCACCUCCGAGGUCACCUUUGACCCAGAGACACGUCCUGGAGUGUCCAACCUGGUGACGAUUCACGCCGCUAUGGCGAUGAUCAGCGUGGAGGAAGCUGUGUCCCAGGCCAGAGGGUUGGACACGGGAGCCUACAAGAAGCUUGUGACUGAGGCCGUGAUCCAGAGGUUAACACCUAUUAGAGAGGAGAUCGAGAGGCUGAGGUCGGACCGGGCUCACCUGGAGAGAGUGCUGGCUCAGGGGAACAGCAGGGCUCGGGAACUGGCUUCACCGGUGCUCAGAGAGGUCCGACAGCGAGUGGGAUUCUGCUGAGAGGCGGCUGGACUGGAAAAUAAAGCCACAUUUAUACUGCAGGUCUUGCUCAGUACUUAACUGCUGCUGAUAUCAAAUUUUAUUCCAGUGACUGUUUACAUGUCUAAAACAGUCAAGAAUGUAAUAUAUUUAAAACAAAAUGUGCUGAAAGCAGCGUGGAAAAGACUCAACAGCAGACUCAGAGGUGAACAACCUUUUGUUAUUUCACCUUCUAUAUUUUUCUCAUUGAAAUGAAUGAGGAGGCCUCGUCUUUUUAUGCAGCGGUAAUGUUGGUCUGAGCGCAGCAGAACAAGAAGAGAAGAUGUUUUUUUGUACUUGUACCACACACACAUUCUGAGGACACUGCCACUUAUUUAUCUGCCUUUGAGUUUCAGCUGAAUUUAGUUCACAGGUGUUGAGAUCUGAAGUCACGUCCAUGUCUCUGUUCACAGUGGCAGCUCAGGCCAGUUUUUCUUUAUAUCCAGGUUGGAAUGAGAUUAGAUUUGUUAAAUCUCAUCUGACAAAGACAAAACACAGUUAAUCAGAAGUGCUUUACAAAGCAGGAAGAAAUAAUUCCAAUAAAUACAGAUGUAUAUAGAUAUAUUGAAUACAAUAUAUUGAAUACAACACAGACGAGGGCAUGAAAAAGCAAAGGUCAGACACAGUUGAAAGCUACUGUAAGUAUCAGCCUGCAGGACACGUUCUGAUGUUGUGUACCUGCAGACAGUAUGUGAGUAAUGAAACACAGAGAGACAACUUAAGAGGUUCUCUGAUGCAAAAACUGACA
This is a messenger RNA of Lates calcarifer (barramundi perch), 1883 nucleotides long. RefSeq names its product tryptophanyl tRNA synthetase 2, mitochondrial (gene wars2). NCBI's taxonomy places the organism in Eukaryota, Metazoa, Chordata, Actinopteri, Centropomidae. Gene Ontology annotation, biological process: mitochondrial tryptophanyl-tRNA aminoacylation. The transcript is spliced from 6 exons. The record is from RefSeq and is a predicted model, not a curated record. Gene Ontology annotation, cellular component: mitochondrial matrix; mitochondrion. Bases 2 to 1117 code for a protein of 371 amino acids. Gene Ontology annotation, molecular function: ATP binding; tryptophan-tRNA ligase activity.